CCACCCGUGAAAAUGGUCUCCCUCAAGCUGUUGAUCGUGGUUGCCUUAGUUGCUACUGUUGCUGGCACUCCCACCUUUAGACUGGGCCACAGCAAAAAACUUGGUUUUAAGGCGGGUCUAUCGAUUUCUGCAAGGCUUGGCUCCAUUUUCAAGGGUUUGAAACCGUCACCAAAAGUAUGCGACUCCCAGUCUUUGAACUAUCUUCUAAAACCAAGAAAACCAAACAACUUCAAUGACGUCCUGACUCUCAUGAUUCGACUGUCACUUGGAGUUGGAGGCGUCAUGGACAAACAUUACGAAGGCUUGGGCUCACUCUCAGCGAGAAUGGCCAUUGCCCUCGCAAGGAUAAGCGUCUGUCAACUGGGAGCGAAAAAACACUCUAAAUCCCACUUCUGUACGAGGGACUUCCUGGAAUUCGGAGUGAAGGGUAGUGCUCAUAAAGUUGACGACGUUUUUGCCAGAUUCAAAGUAAACAAGGCUACAGAACAAGUCAAUAACUUAAUCAACAAGUACACCAACAAUAAGGGAAUCGGCUCCGUCAACGGUACUGUCAGAGUAUACUUCCAAGUUUGUCUUAACUUGGCCGCAUUACUUGACAAUAGAGCCAAACUGAGCAUCAAUCUCUUCAGUGCACUGUUCGUUCAAAUUUCUGUCGCAAUUGGAGCGAUUGGAAACGGAUACCAAAAUUCACUUGGCAGUAAACUAUCAAUCAACAUUAUUAGAACCUGUCAUCCGUUUAUCGUCGGUCAAGGUUUCCCUGGAAUUCUUGAUAAAAUCGAUACGGUCAAGAAGACUAUUGUCGUUUGUAACGGCAAAGGCGGCCCCGUGAGAGGACCUAACGCUGACAAACCUGUUGAUGGUCAAGGCAACGACGACUCAAAUAGCUCUUGGGACGACUCAGACGAGGGUAAUGAUUCCGAUUCUGGUUCUAACUCAAAUGACGAUAAAGGCAAAGGAAAAGAUUCAGGCAAAGGACAAGACUCAGGCAAAGGAAAAGACUCAGGCAAAGGACAAGACUCAGGCAAAGGACAAGACUCAGGCAAAGGAAAAGACUCAGGCAAAGGAAAAGACUCAGGCAAAGGACAAGACUCAGGCAAAGGAAAAGACUCAGACAAAGGAAAAGACUCAGACAAAGGAAAAGACUCAGACAAAGGACAAGACUCAGGCAAAGGAAAAGACUCAGGCAAAGGACAAGGCUCAGGCAACGGACAAGGCUCCGGCAACGGACAAGGCUCAGGCAACGGACAAGGCUCAGGCAACGGACAAGGCUCCGGCAACGGACAAGGCUCCGGCAACGGACAAGGCUCCGGCAACGGACAAGGCUCCGGCAACGGACAAGGCUCCGGCAACGGACAAGGCUCCGGCAACGGACAAGGCUCAGGCAACGGACAAGGCUCAGGCAACGGACAAGGCUCAGGCAACGGACAAGGCUCCGGCAACGGACAAGGCUCAGGCAACGGACAAGGCUCAGGCAACGGACAAGGCUCCGGCAACGGACAAGGCUCAGGCAACGGACAAGGCUCAGGCAACGGACAAGGCUCAGGCAACGGACAAGGCUCAGGCAACGGACAAGGCUCAGGCAACGGACAAGGCUCAGGCAACGGACAAGGCUCAGGCAACGGACAAGGCUCAGGCAACGGACAAGGCGCAGGCAGCGGACAAGGCUCAGGCAGCGGACAAGGCUCAGGUGACGGAAAAGGCUCAGGCGAUGGACAAGGUGCAGGCAAUGGUCAAGGCUCAGGCAGCGGACAAGGCUCAGGCAGUGGACAAGGAUCAGGCAACGGAGAAGGCUCAGGCAACGGACAAGGCUCAGGCAACGGACAAGGCUCAGGCAGCGGACAAGGCUCAGGUGACGGAAAAGGCUCAGGCGAUGGACAAGGCGCAGGCGAUGGUCAAGGCUCAGGCAGCGGACAAGGCUCAGGCAGUGGACAAGGCUCAGGCAACGGACAAGGCUCAGGCAACGGACAAGGCUCAGGCAGCGGACAAGGCUCAGGCAACGGACAAGGCUCAGGUGACGGACAAGGCUCAGGCGACGGACAAGGCUCAGGCAGCGGACAAGGCUCAGGCAAUGGACAAGGCUCAGGCAACGGACAAGGCUCAGGCAGCGGACAAGGCUCAGGCAGCGGACAAGGCUCAGGCAGCGGACAAGGCUCAGGCAGCGGACAAGGCUCAGCCAAUGUACAAGGCUCAGUCAACGGAGGUUGCUCAGGCAAGGUAGUAAGCUCAUACAAGAUAAGCAGCCACUAACCUUAAGUCACAGCCACUAAACUUAGCACUCAUUCGUCAUCUAAUAUAAAGUUCAUUCCACGAAACGUACUCCUCGGGAACUAAAUACUCGCACCUCAUUAGUCGAUAUGCGCGGCUAGAGAUAAGCGAAAAGAAUACGGCA
This is a messenger RNA of Vanessa tameamea, 2389 nucleotides long. RefSeq names its product fibroin heavy chain-like. The transcript is spliced from 14 exons. NCBI's taxonomy places the organism in Eukaryota, Metazoa, Arthropoda, Insecta, Lepidoptera, Nymphalidae. The coding region runs from base 13 to 2247 and encodes 744 amino acids. The record is from RefSeq and is a predicted model, not a curated record.